This is a messenger RNA of Microcebus murinus (gray mouse lemur), 1085 nucleotides long. It is a transcript of the gene ZC3H8, whose product is annotated as zinc finger CCCH-type containing 8. Gene Ontology annotation, molecular function: metal ion binding; RNA binding. NCBI's taxonomy places the organism in Eukaryota, Metazoa, Chordata, Mammalia, Primates, Cheirogaleidae. The record is from RefSeq and is a predicted model, not a curated record. Gene Ontology annotation, cellular component: nucleus. Gene Ontology annotation, biological process: negative regulation of DNA-templated transcription.
GGGGCUUGCGGAGCUGGGUGCCCGUCCUCGCGCCGUGGUUGUUACCCUGUAGCGACCGGGCUCGCGAGAGGGAUCUUCCCGGCUGGGUAAUGGAUUUUGAGAAUCUUUUCUCAAAGCCCCCCAACCCCGCCCUCGGCAAAAAACCGGCCACGGACUCUGACGAAAGAAUCGAUGAUGAAAUAGAUGAUACAGAAGUUGAAGAAACACAAGAAGAGAAAAUAAAAUGGGAAGUUAAUCUGGAGUGUGAGCAAAUUCCCAAAAAAUUUAGGCACUUUGGAAACUCUACAACUCUGCCCAAGAGUUUGCUACAUAGAAAAUCAAGAAGUAAGGACUAUGAUGUAUAUAGUGAUAAUGAUAUCUGCAGUCAGGAAUCAGAAGACAGUUUUGCCAAAGAGCUUCAACAGUACAUACAAGCUAAAGAAAUGGCAAAUGCUGCUCAACUCCUACCAUUUCCUGAAGAAUCUAUGAAGAAAGAGGGAGCAAAAGAUACUCAGCAGGCUGCUAAACAAAAAAAUAAAAAUAUUAAAGCUGGUCACAAGAAUGGUAAAAAGAAGAAAAUGAAGCGGAAAUGGCCUGGCACUGGAAACAAGGGACCAAAUGCUUUGCUGAGGAACAGUGGCUCACAGGACGAGGAUGGUAAACCUAAAGAGAAGCAGCAGCAUGUGAGAAUGAGUCAGGGAUUCAUCAACCAACAUACAGUGGAAUACAAGGGAAAACAAAUUUGUAAAUAUUUUCUUGAAAGGAAAUGUAUUAAGGGAGACCAAUGUAAAUUUGAUCAUGAUGCAGAGCUAGAAAAGAAAAAGGAAAUGUGUAAGUUUUAUGUACAAGGAUAUUGUACCAGAGGUGAAAACUGUCUGUAUUUGCAUAAUGAAUAUCCUUGCAAGUUUUACCAUACAGGAACAAAAUGUUAUCAGGGUGACUACUGCAAGUUUUCACAUGCCCCCCUGACUGCCGAAACACAAGAACUGUUGGCUAAAGUAAGUACAAUUUUAAUAAUCUUUUGUUUUUCCUUUUUAAAGCAUAUAUUUGAACUAAGGAUGAGAAUUUGAAGAUACUGUUCCUUAAGGAGAGGGCCUCCUUAGGAA